ACAGGUUGGAGCGGCUUCUCAUUCGCACUGCCGCACAUCCAAGAUGAAAACAAUAACGCGCCUGCUCAUUUUAUUUUUGAGUGUUUCUGGCAUCUGUGUUUUUUGGGGAGAAGAAGUCUUACAAUACGUUCUGCCUCAGCAACAAAGAUCCUGUGCUUGUGACCGAUGUCUAUUUGAAAAUGAUACGUUGGCCAUUCAGAAUAUCAGCAGAUUUCCACAACCACUUUUAUCCAGGAAGUACAAUCUGUCAGAAGAGGAUUUCAACUGGUGGAAGCGCCUACAGCCUGGAGGCGGAAGCAUCAGUGACUACAGAAAAAAGAUCGAAAAGGUUUUUCAGCUGAUCCCAGACAACCCUCCUCUUGAAGCAUCCAGCCCCGGAUAUUGCAGGACUUGUGCUGUGGUGGGAAACUCUCGUAAUUUGUUAAAAUCACAUUACGGACCUCUCAUAGAUUUCCAGGACUACGUCAUAAGAAUAAACAAGGGUCGUUCCGAAGGCUUUGAAGCAGAUGUUGGGAACAGAACCACUCAUCGUGUCAUGUAUCCAACGAGUGCUUCUCAGUUAGAUAACACCACUCAUCCGGUGCUGUUUGCAUUCAAAAUGUGGGAUCUUGGAUGGAUUACGAGGGUCCUCAGCACACAACAAUCAAAAAAACCCUUAUUCAACAAGGAUUUGGUGAUGGUCCUUAAUCCAGCUUUCAUGACGAAUAUUCAUAAAGUGUGGCUGAAAAGGAAGGGCGCUUGUCCCUCCACCGGUUUCAUGGCUUUGGUUCUUUCCCUGCAUAUUUGUGACGAGGUCCAUGUGUUUGGUUUUGGAGCAGACAGUGAUGGAAACUGGAGUCAUUACUGGGAACAAAUCACCUACAAAAGACUAAGAACUGGAAGACAUCCUGGAAAAGUAGAGUAUAAAUGA
This is a messenger RNA of Gasterosteus aculeatus aculeatus (three-spined stickleback), 910 nucleotides long. Lineage: Eukaryota; Metazoa; Chordata; Actinopteri; Perciformes; Gasterosteidae. The record is from RefSeq and is a predicted model, not a curated record.